Molecule: messenger RNA, 5464 nt
Organism: Monodelphis domestica (gray short-tailed opossum)
Lineage: Eukaryota; Metazoa; Chordata; Mammalia; Didelphimorphia; Didelphidae
Source: RefSeq, a predicted model, not a curated record
UAAUAAAAGUUAUGAUGAAAUAUUAAAAAAUAAAAAUCAAUAGAUAGAAACAGAACUUUCUAGGAAAACUGGAUCUAAAUCUUGCAGAAAUUAGUUUUAGAACCACACAUUACAUCACAAUACCAAGAGGUGCUCCAAAUGAUCACUUUGAACGCAAAUUAAAGGAAUGAUGGGAAAAAAUCAUCUUGCCUUCCUGUCCACUUGUGAGGUGUCGUUAUAGCUCACAUCCUGAACGUACUCUGGUAAUCCAAUCACACUGACCUCUAGGCUGUUCCUCCCAUAACCCCCUUCCCCCCCACCCCCAUCUUAAGCCUCUGGACAUUUUCUCUGGCUGUGCCUCAUACCUGGAAUAUUCUCCUUCCUCAUCUCCAUCUCUCGGCUUCCUCGAUUUCCUUCAAGAUUCAGCUAAAAUUCCCAUCAUCCACAAGAAGUCUUUCCCCAUCACUCCUGGUACUAGUGCCUUCACUGAAGAUGGGAGAUUCGGGGUUCCAAUCUGGCCUCUUUUAGACACCUUCUAGCUGGGGUGACCCUGGGCAAAUCUUCACCCUCAUUGCCUAGCCUUUGACGCUCCUCUCUGCCUUGAGACCAAUACUUAGGAGUGAUUCUAACACAGAAGGUGAGUUAAAAAAGGCUAAUAUUAGCUCUACAACGUCUGCUCCAUUUAUCCUGUCUCUUUCUUGCUUGUUCAUAGUCUCUUCCGCCAGAAUGCUUUUUCUGAAAUGGUGAAUCUGUUCCACAAUGGAUUGGAGGAACAAUUUGAGCAUAAUUGAAUUUUGUGUCUGUUUACGCAGUUCCAGCUGCCCAUAGAUCAGUGCAAUCACUUCACCAGCGUGGACAGGGUUCAGCCCUGUGGGCUUUCCAACACCCAUGAAAGCGUGGGAACUUGGGGCGUCUUUCACGGCACAGGGCCCUCCUGGAUGCCGCUCAGGCCCUGGAGGAGCUGCGGGCUGUGCCAUCUUCCGCUACCUCGAGGAGGCCCUCUCGUCCUCCGUGACUCCCCUUAGCCCUCCCGGGUCCCGGGGAACCUGGGCCACCGACGACGACGGCGGCCUCUUUUGUAGAUCCGAUCGAACUGGGCCGCCGUCUUUGGCGGGUCCUUCCCUUUCUGUCGAUCCAUCACUGAUGACGUGUAUGUGUGUGUUGCGUCCCCGAAUUCCUUUUCCUCAGCUCUGGGAUGCUUCCUGCGUUGCUGCUUCUCUGUGAUCACGGCCCAUUUGACCGAGAAUUCCUUGAAGUCGAGGUCUGAGCUUUCCCUUUCUGGGAAUCCCGGCCUGAAGGAGGCCUUUCAGGAAUGCUGCUUGCUUUGAUGUGACCAGGAGUCGGGGGUGCCGGCCCGGGCAGGGUUCCCCUUGGCAGGGCAGAGCUGAGAGGAGACUGGCCAGCGCAGGAGGCUGCGCACAAGAGAGGAGAGGCUGGGCCGAGGCGGAGACGGCCUCAGGAGAAAAACAGAUCCAUUCCAGACAGGCAGACAGGCGGACAGACGGUGCUUGGAUCGGGGAAUCACUGACCGGCGGGAAGGCAGAGCCGGGAUCAUCUUUUGUGUGUCUCUAGGGUGGGCCGGGGGGCCGCUGAGGUGGCAACAGGAAGGGAGCUCCGGGCCGGGGAUUGGGAAGACCCAAGUCCGGCUCCAUCCUCAGAUGUCAGCUCUGCGAUCCAGGGAGAGGCGCGUCACCCUGUGGGCCUCAGUUUCCCCACCUGUCAAAGGAGCUGGAGAAGGAAAUGGCAAACCACUGCAGUGCCCAGACCAAGAACCCCUCAGGAGGGCGACGUCCGAGGGGGCACAAAGGGGGUCCCAGCUGAAGAGCAAAUGAAGGCUCGGCCAAAAGGAAGCCCAGAGUCAGAGAGGAGGGGGGGAAACUGGGAGGGCGAAGUCCAGGCAUGUCUGUGCCAGCCUCAGGCCCGGCACCCUCCCCUUGGCCAGGGUUGCCAGGCGCCAGCCUCAGCCCCAAACACAAGCAGGAGGCCUUGGAGACGGCAGCUGGCCCAGGCCCCAGGCUCCACCCUGGCUGGCCGGUCAGGCGUGCCGCACGGCUUCCCCCACACUCGCUUCCUGGCCUCGGACUGGGGUGUCUCCGGCUCGUCUGCCGAGCGGCGGCACAGAGAUGGCGUCGGGGCCGCCCGGGGCUCCGGGACCCUUUCUGUGCCCGGCCUGCGACAUGGUCUUCCCGACGGGGACGCUCCGGGACAGCCACGCUCAGCGCUUCUGCAUCGGCCACCUCACGCCGGAGAAGAGCCCGGCCCGGCCCGCGGCCUCCCUCCCACUGGACAUGGACGCCCAAGGCGGCCCGGCGGAGGCCAGUGGAGCCACCCUGAAGAAGCUGACGGAUGAGGUACAAAGGCUGCGCAUGUCACUGCAUGGGAUGAGCCGCCCCCAGAAGGCGGCCGCAGCGCCCCGGGCACGCCUGGAAGAAGCGCACGCUUGGCGCCUGGCAGAGAUCGGGGCCCAGGCGCGGAGUCUGGAGAAGCUGCGGGCAGGUACGGCCGGGCCUGGGAGGGGGACCUGGGCCCCCCUUGGGGCGCCAGGACAGCCUCCCUCUCCCGCAGAGAUCGGGCAGCAGCUCAGCAGCCUGGCGGGGGGCACCGGUGUGCUGGGGCAGCUGAUGCUGGCGAUCGAGGCCCAGGAGGAGAGGACGCGGCAGGCUCUGGAUGCUCUCGGGGACCGCGUGGAGAGGCUGCAGGCGCGGGCUGAGCCGGGCCUCCCGCCAGGGUCGAACAAGAACGAAGGGGCCCUCCCGGGCCUUGCGGACCUGCCGGCCAGCCCGCAAAGCCUCAUGUCGGAGAUCUGGGCCCUGCACACAUCCUAUCUCCAGGCGGGGGGCAGGGACCCCAGAGUCCUGGCCGGGAUAGGGGAGCUCUACCUGGAGGCGGCCCUGGUGGAAGGGAGGCCUCGGCAGAAGCGAAAGGCCAGAGCCGGCCCCCCGCCGCCGGACAGCCAGCUGCAGACCCUGGAAGUGAUGAACGGGCAGCUGGAGGCCGAGAUCCUGGCUCUGCAGAUCCAGAGAGGAGCCCGCAGGGCCCCGCACGGCCUGCAGGAGCUGCAGCUCAAGGAGGACCGAGGAAGAGGAGGCUCUGCCCGCCGGCCACCCCCUGUGGCCCCACCGUUGCCACGGCCUCCCCCAGGACCCCCCAGGGAUCCCCCUUUUCUGGGCAUGAUGGAGACAAGGGGAGCCCCGGCACAGAGCCUCCACCUGCUGGCCCCGGCCGAUGUGCUGGGCCCGGCUCCCUACGACCCGGGGGCCGGCUUCACCAUCUUCUAUGACUUCCUGCUGGGCCUGGAGCCGGAGUGGUCGCAGGUGCAGCUGGUGACUGGCCUGGCCAGGAAUGGGCAGGAGAGCGGCCCCAGCACCGUCCUCCCCGCCAGGCCCUGCCUGCCUCUGCCCCCCUCCGCAGGGGCCCCCCCGGGCAGCUGUGCCAUCCUGGCAGCCAGGCAGCCUGUGCCCAGGUUGCCACCCUCCCCGGCUGCCAGCCUGGUGGCAGAGCUGCGGGUCUGGGGUCUCUGGGCGGGGGGCCGGGAGCCCCGGGCCCAGGCUUGGAGCAGCCUGCGGCUCUUUGACCGGGAGCAGAGGGUGCUGAGCGGGCGCUGGAGGCUGCCUCUGAGGGUCCUGCCCCGGGAGCCCGGCCUCCAGUCUGGGCAGCUCAACGCCAUCCCUCAGGCCGGCAGGACUGAGCUAUACCUGAGAAUAGCGAACGCCAGAGACGCGGAGACCCAGGCCUUGGCCGCCAUAGACCCAGCUCAGGGCCCCGAAUACCGCUACAUGCCCUCUGUGAGUGGGGGCCGGGCGUCGGGGUCAUGCAGUCUGGGUGGAGGCUGCAUCAGGCCCCUAACACGUGCUUUCCCACAGGGACCCCCCCACUCUCUGGAGGACAACCGCCAGAACCCCCAUUUCCUAGGACCCCCCAGCCUGCUCCCCUCCCUCUGCCUAUGGGACGGCUUCAAUGACCCUCCCCCCACGGCAGAGUAGCUGCCAGGCUGCUCCCAGCUCCUUCCCUCCCUCAACUCUUUCUCCAGCCAUCAGGGACCCCGGGAAGACUGGGGGGGGGGAGGGGGGGGCCACGCGGAUGGGACAGCGGGCAGCGGCUGGCACCAACAAGCAGGACGACGACGUGCCCAUCAGUCAGUGAAGCCCAGCCAGUGAAGUCACUCGGCACCCCGAGGGAAUUCUGGGGGCAGAGGCCGGGGCAGAUCGCUGGCAGGGGGGCCCUUUAGCGUGGCACGAAGCGCCCCAUCCACCCCCCCCCCCAAGCGACAGAGACUGGCCUGACCAUCCACACCUCAGGAAGGACGUUUCUAUCGAAGCCAGACACUGCCAAUGGGCACGUCCAGGUGGCCGGAGGCCUCUUUACUUUCCUUGGAGGGUCCCCAGACCUCUGCUGGCGAAGCAGUGACCACCUGGAGCCUGGCACUGGCCGGCCACAUUGUGAUUGCCCCCCCCAGCCUCAACGUUCUCUUCCCCCAAAUGGGGCAAAUCUUAGCUUGUCACCUGGCCCAAAGCCUCUGCUGAGUGGCUUCCCUGAACCGCCCCAAAGGGCUAAAUAAGUAGUGAGGCCCCGGCCUGGGAGACAGGCUGCGGUGGAGGCCAUCUGGGCCAGGACCCCAGGAACCUACUGGCUCCUUCCCAACCAUCAGCCUCACCUCUGCCCCUCCCUCCUGAACUCCUUUUUGGAGUGCUUUUCCCUAUGCCAGGGAUGCCCUCGGAAUGGGGGGGGGGUCCUCCCCCAGGAGGCGCCUUUCUUUGGCCCCGUCUGCUUGGACAGGACUUUUCCUGAACCCAGGCUGGCAGAGAGGAUUUUCUGGAGGGCAUCUGCUGUGCCACUGUGCCAAGGUCAGACACCCAACCAGCCUCUAGGUGCCUCCUCCAGCCCCCUGGGGAGGUGGGUGAGGCCACCCCAGGCUUCACAGCCUUUCCCAGCUGAUGGGAUUUCCCUUCAUGCAAGCCCUCAGGCAGGCAGGUAACCCCCCCAGCCCCGGCCUCCAGGAACCUGAUCCCCCCAAAGAGGGCCACGUGUCAUGCUUAGCACCCAAAAUCCCAGCGCCCAGUCUCAUUAGUCUCAGGACAAGGAAGGGUUCACUGUUCUCUAACCCUCAGUGCCUGGCUGAACCUUUUACUCCUCCCUGACUCACCCCAAGGGCUAACCCUGCUUCCCAGACAAAGGGACGGACAUUUCUUCAGCCCCUACCAGAGGGGACCAGAAACCACCAGGGCGUCUCUCGCAGAAGCCAGCUGACCCUAGAGUGGUCCGCUUCUCCCCCAGGGGGUGCCUUUUAGAGGCCAACUAGGACAUCCCCAAAGGUGGAAAACCUGAGAUGGUCCACAGAAGCCCCAGGAGGGCGCUCCAGUCUUUCCAGAACCCCAAAAAGAGCUGAGAGAAAUGGGCUGGGAAUGGGAGCCUGGGAGCUCCUGGGUCCCUCCUCUGUCCUCUCCGGUGUAAAGUAGGCCAGACCCACGAACACAAGGGGAGUGCA